AUGCUUCUCAGGAAGAGGCUAGAUUUCGUGGAGCAUCCUCCUCUUCGCGAUCCACCAGUGCAUCAUUUUGAGGUUCAGUCAAAGAAGUACUCUAAGACCGCCAAAAAUGAUAUUUCCGUGAUAGGAGGCAAUCAAGACGAUAAUAGAUUGGGGAAGAAUGAUGAAGCAGUGCAAAGGGUUAAUAUCGGUUCUUUACUAAGGGGAAAUCAAAGUCAUUACUUGAUGGAUAAGUGGUUUGUUUCAUCUACUGAUGAACCACUCAACUCUCAAAUCCACCAGCGAGCCAGUAUUGAAGAUCCAAACCCUAGAAGUUAUCUUCCGUACCAAGGAAGUAGUAGCAACGGAAACCCUAAUCUGGAGAUGGAUCUGAUUGGUCCACCGGUGAUGAAUUUCAGUGAUUUGCUUGGGUCAGUCUCUCAACCAUUACAGCAUCAUCAUAUCGUGAGCAAUAAUCCAAUAAUGGAUAUGAGUCAACCAAGGCAAUACCCUUUUGAUUUCAUGAGCCGUGGGCUUGGAAUGAAAGAGGAAGGAAGCAACGUCAACAAUGAUGAUCCAUAA
This is a messenger RNA of Microthlaspi erraticum, 558 nucleotides long. NCBI's taxonomy places the organism in Eukaryota, Viridiplantae, Streptophyta, Magnoliopsida, Brassicales, Brassicaceae. The record is from the annotation of a GenBank genome assembly.